AUGUCUAACCUACCUAUAAAUCUCGAGGUACAGCCAGCCAAUCGCCCGCUGUCGGAAGAAUCUACCAGUCAGUCCGACGAGGGUCGCAAGCGUUCCGCCAGCCCUGCCGAACCCACUUUUCUGGAGAUGGCUGACGCGUUGGGAGAGAAGAACCUUGUCCUUCUCUCCCAACGUAAGGACUCAUCCUUCGACAACAGGAAGCAAACCAUCAAGCGCGAGGAAAUCGCCGAAGAGCACCUGGAGGACGCGCUCCUGAAGAUGGAUAUGUGCUUGGGGUCCCCUCUAAACUUCGCGGGGAUGCCCAGCUCAUGGAGAGAAUGGCCCGGCGAUUCCUGA
Venustampulla echinocandica is the source of this 336-nucleotide messenger RNA. RefSeq lists its product as uncharacterized. The transcript is spliced from 3 exons. The record is from RefSeq and is a predicted model, not a curated record. The coding region runs from base 1 to 336 and encodes 111 amino acids. NCBI's taxonomy places the organism in Eukaryota, Fungi, Ascomycota, Leotiomycetes, Helotiales, Pleuroascaceae.